Molecule: messenger RNA, 1068 nt
Organism: Artibeus jamaicensis (Jamaican fruit-eating bat)
Lineage: Eukaryota; Metazoa; Chordata; Mammalia; Chiroptera; Phyllostomidae
Gene: RIPPLY3
Product: ripply transcriptional repressor 3
Exons: 4
Coding region: 16-525 (169 amino acids)
Biological process (GO): negative regulation of transcription by RNA polymerase II; embryonic pattern specification
Cellular component (GO): nucleus
Source: RefSeq, a predicted model, not a curated record
GGCACCGCGUGCACCAUGAGACCAGAGACAGCGGCUGGAGCCCGGGAGGCGCGGGGUCGCGUCUGUCAUUGCCCCGCGGAAGGUGCCCAGAGGUCACCGCCGCCGCGCGAGCCCGAGAGGCCUACACCCUGGAGACCUUGGCUCCUGACACCCCGAGAUGCUGAGCGGACCAGAACUGGAAGCCAGCCGGAACCUGGGAGUGACCAACAAACCUCUGGAUCAAAAGGAGCCUUUGGGUUUCGGCAUCCUGUAAGACUUUAUUUACCCAUUUCCAAGCGCGAAGAAUUCCUGCAGAGCUCUGGAGAGAGAGUGCUGGCCAGUUUCCCGGUGCAAGCCACGAUCCACUUCUACGACGACACGUCGGACUCGGAGGACGCAGAGCACGAGGAAGACCCCCGGCUGCCUCCCGGGGGGGCGCAGGGCAGCCCCGGGGCACCGGCCAGAGACCAGCCGGUGCACCGGGGAGGGAGAUCUGGAGGACGCGGUGGCUCUCCAGGGGGCGCCGAAUGCUCCUCCUCCAAAUAGAUGGGGUCUCCCAGGCAGGCCUGCCUCAGGCGCCCUCCUGGGGACAACUGUGCCUGGACACUUUGCCUUUGCCCUGGGUGUGCGUGGGGCUCGCAGCUUCCCCUUUUCCCCGGGCCGACUCUUCCUCGGGACACCCCUGCGUAGCGCCGGGAGAGGGUUCCCACGCCAGGGGGAGCUUUUGCGGCAACACGGGUUCUCCGCGGGCUGGGUGGACUUCCACAGCGCGGUCUGCGCGGCCUCUCACUUACCCUGAGGCGCAUUUUGUUGCUAUUUCUGCUUUUGUGAAAAGAAUAUUGUGCAAAGGUUGAGGUGGUUGGGUAGUGGCAUCCUGAAAAAAUUGUUUAUGAAAAACAAACAAAACAAUAACUGCUGUAAGAAGGACAGAAUUAGAAAGGUGGCUGUCGUGUCAGGCCUGUGGCAUGAACAGAGAGGAGGGCUCCAACCCUGAGUUGGGGACAACUUGGGGCCUGCUACUUGAAUGGAAUACCACUUUUCCAUCAAGUGUUGAUCGUAGAAUUAUUUUCAGUUUUGGUCAUUGGACCA